Striga asiatica is the source of this 348-nucleotide messenger RNA. Lineage: Eukaryota; Viridiplantae; Streptophyta; Magnoliopsida; Lamiales; Orobanchaceae. The record is from the annotation of a GenBank genome assembly.
AUGGCCCCAACCAUCGCUAUUCCGUUUUCCGGCGCGGCGGCGGCGCAGACGAAGGGCGGCGAGGAGGCGCUGCGGCGGAGGAACGAGGAUCUGGAGAGGGAGCUGAGGGACAGUCUGGCGAGGGAGGAGAGGAUGAGGAGCGAACUAAGGAGGGCCCUGGCGCGGCUGACGGUGGCGGAGGAGGCGGAGGAGCGGCUGUGCUGCCAGCUGGGGGAGCUGGAGGCGGAGGCCGUUGGCCGGGCCCGGGAGUAUAGGGCCCGAAUUGAGGAGCUCAUGGGGCAGCUCGCCGGCGCUAAGGAGAUGCUGAUGCAGAGGAGCUCCUCGUUUUCAAGCACCGAUUCUCAAUGA